Rhincodon typus (whale shark) is the source of this 1035-nucleotide messenger RNA. Its product is annotated as peroxynitrite isomerase THAP4-like. The transcript is spliced from 5 exons. The record is from RefSeq and is a predicted model, not a curated record. The coding region runs from base 1 to 1035 and encodes 344 amino acids. NCBI's taxonomy places the organism in Eukaryota, Metazoa, Chordata, Chondrichthyes, Orectolobiformes, Rhincodontidae.
AUGGGGGCCAGAUUCCCUUUGAAAGAUGCAAAACGUUUAGCAGAAUGGAUUGCUGCUGUUGGUCGGACUGACUGGAAACCAACCAAGUUUUCCUUCCUGUGCAGUGCUCACUUCACCAAGGAUAGCUUUCAGGAGCGUCAGGAGGACCAGUGUCAUCGACUCAAGUUCAAUGCCGUCCCUUCCAUCUUCCACUUCUCAGAAAACCAGAGGAAAGUGGAGAGAGGGCACACACACUGCCAAGUUGCAGCCAAAUUACAGCUGGCUGCUGUCAAUCAGGAAAGGACUUUGAGUGGCUGCUUGGCCUCUGAAGCACUAAAUGCUGAACACUUAGAGUCCCAUUCUGUAAUUGUAGACAAUGAACAUGUACUGGAGACCGUUUCUGGGUUGGAAGAAAACGGUGCCGUACUCCAGUCAUCCUCAGUGACAGCUGAACCAGUUGUCUGUAUGGUUUCUGAACAGCAAUGCUGUUCAAAGUCUGAUAGCAGCCCACAACCUGCCAGUGAAAGACUGCUGAUUGAUGGCACUGUUCCGUUUCCCGAUGAUGCCGCCCCAUCUGCCUCUGGCGCAUGCAAACUAAUAAAUUCCCUCCAUUCAUACUGCUUGUCUCCGACACACAGCACCUUCCUCAAAGAUCAAGUCACGAAGAAGAACACCAAACUCAAGCUCCUGAGACAACAAAGCAGCCGAGUUGUGAAGCGAGUGAAGCGGUUGGAGGGGUUGAUCCAUAAACUUCAGGAAACUAAUUCUACUCUUGUAAGGUGCUUUCUGCCUCAGGAUCAUGUUGUUCCUCUGAAUCCAGCAAUUGAACCUCUGUCUUGGAUGUUGGGAAGCUGGAUAUCUGAGAUGCCAGGAGAAGGCUCCUAUCCAACCAUUAAACCUUUCAAGUACAUGGAGGAAGUCCAGAUCACGCAUGUUGGUCAACCCAUGCUGAAUAUCUCGAACCACAACCUGAACUCACAAUUCUAUGAUUAUAUAACUUUGCACUUCACUUUACAAAGGUACAUCAUUGGUGACAAGCGCUUUGAGUCAAUCUAA